ACAAUGUCUAGCAGUUCAAGGGGUGGUUCCUCCGCGGGGGGUUACCUCCGCGGGAUCGAUCAGGACUUGAACUUUGACCCUGAGUCUCCACCGACUCCCCCUCUACAGUCCAUGACCCUCCAAACAAUGCACUUUCUCGAGAAACCGGAAAUCGACAAGAAAGUAAAGAGGCACAGCAUUCAUGGAAUGAUGGAUGAAGAAAACGUUAUCAGGCCUCACCAAGAAAUACUCAGUCUCACAUUGGAAGAAAAGAAAUUUCUUUUAGCUGUAGAACGUGGAGAUGUGGCUUCAGUCAGAAGAAUGCUGCAGAGGGCUCAGGACACAGGGUACAUAAACGUGAAAUGUGUGGAUCCAUUAGGAAGGUCCGCACUGCUGAUGGCCAUAGACAACGAAAAUUUGGAGAUGGUGGAGCUGCUAAUAGAACAUAAAGUUGAUACUAAGGAUGCUUUACUUCAUGCGAUUUCUGAAGAGUUUGUCGAGGCAGUGGAGGUCCUUCUGGAACAUGAAGAUAUCAUUAAAAAAAAGGGCGAGCUACACAGUUGGGAAGCUUUAGACCCGGAUACCGCAACUUUCACGCCAGAUAUAACACCCCUCAUCCUCUCGGCUCACAGAGACAACUAUGAGAUAAUAAAGAUCCUUCUUGAUCGAGGAUCUACUUUGCCAAUGCCUCAUGAUGUUCGAUGCGGCUGUGACGAAUGUGUUUUAUCGAGAGGCGAGGAUUCACUGCGACAUUCCAGGAGUCGAAUAAACGCCUAUCGUGCAUUGGCAUCACCAUCGUUAAUCGCCUUGUCCUCUAAGGACCCCAUCUUAACGGCCUUUGAACUCUCCUGGGAGCUUCGUCGUCUUUCCUUCCUUGAGCACGAAUUCAAGUGCGAAUACCAGGAACUUAGAAGACAAUGCCAGGACUUUGCGACUGCCUUGCUGGACCAUACGAGAAGUUCGAAAGAACUUGAAAUUCUCCUAAAUCACGACCCACAUGGUCCAGCUUUCGAGCAUGGAGAACGGAUGCACCUGAAUCGACUCAAGUUGGCUAUUAAACUGCGACAGAAAAAGUUCGUGGCACAUCCGAAUGUUCAGCAACUUCUAGCAUCGAUUUGGUACGAGGGUCUACCAGGAUUUCGCAGAAAGAAUAUGUUUCUUCAAACUCUACAAAUUGUUCGAAUUGGGAUCUUUUUCCCAUUAUAUAGUGUGGCCUACAUAAUCGCCCCUCACAGUUCAAUCGGCUUGACUAUGAGGAGACCCUUCAUCAAGUUCAUAUGUCACUCAGCUUCCUACUUCACAUUUUUAUUUAUGUUAAUUUUGGCGAGUCAAAGGAUAGAAAGUGUGAUUGGUAUUUGGAUGGGAAAUGUCUUUCCUUCGGAAGAACAUGAUCCAACGCCAACCAAGAGGGGCGCAGCUCCAACAAUAGUUGAAUGGUUAAUAUUGGCCUGGGUUUCCGGACUGAUUUGGUCUGAGGUAAAGCAAUUGUGGGACGUGGGCCUUGAGGAGUACGUGAACGACAUGUGGAACGUGAUCGAUUUUGUAACGAACUCGUUAUACGUGGCGACAGUGGCACUGAGGGUGGUCGCUUACUAUAGGGUACAAAAGGAAAAUGAGGGCCGUGAACCCGGUUCCGUUAUAGAACUUCAACGAGAACAGUGGGACACGUGGGACCCGAUGCUUAUCUCUGAAGGACUCUUCUCAGCUGCCAACAUUUUCAGUUCUUUGAAACUAGUCUACAUAUUUUCCGUGAAUCCGUACUUGGGUCCACUUCAAGUUUCUCUAUCAAGAAUGGUAAUGGACAUCAUGAAGUUCUUCUUUUUAUACGUGCUCGUUCUCUUCGCAUUUUCCUGUGGACUCAAUCAACUCUUAUGGUACUAUGCCGAUUUAGAAAAGAAAAAGUGUCCAACUGCAUCGCCUCAUCCUCAAAAUGCAAACGUGACCAACAUGGAUCCAAAUGCUUGCAUUGUCUGGCGAAGAUUUGCAAACUUGUUCGAGACCAUACAAACGCUUUUUUGGGCUGUUUUUGGAUUAGUGGAUCUGGAAAGUUUCGAAUUAGAUGGCAUAAAAAUCUUCACUCGAUUUUGGGGGAUGCUCAUGUUUGGAACCUAUUCCGUAAUCAACAUCGUUGUCUUACUAAAUCUCCUCAUUGCAAUGAUGAAUCACUCCUACCAGCUAAUUUCGGAACGGGCCGACGUCGAGUGGAAAUUUGCAAGAAGUAAACUUUGGAUCAGUUAUUUUGAGGAAGGUGGUACUGUCCCACCACCCUUCAAUAUCAUUCCUACGCCAAAAAGUGCCGGAUACAUCCUAAUGUGGAUUUAUAAAAAACUCUGUGGCCACAGUAGAGCAGCGAAAAAGGAACACAUGCGAACAAUCAGGAGAAAACAACAGCAGGGAUUGAAGCGAGAUUACCGAUAUCAAGGCAUUAUGAGGAAUCUCGUAAGACGAUACGUAACUGUAGAGCAAAGAAAAACUGAGGGAGAGGGAGUGACUGAGGAUGACGUCAACGAAAUCAAGCAGGACAUCAGCGCCUUUCGAUGCGAGCUCAUCGAGAUCCUCAAAAAUUCGGGGAUGAACACUUCAACGGCAUCCGGCUUGUCCAUAGGUGCUGGUGGCAAGAAGAAUCGUCAGAAGGAGCGAAGGCUGAUGAAGGGUUUCAAUAUCGCUUCACAACCCUCUGGAAGUGGGCCUCUCCCACCAGUUUCAGAAUUUGUAGCUUCCCUAGAACAAGCUCAAAGUGACGAACAAUCUCACGAGCUUUUUGGAAGUACUCUCAGUGCUAUUUUUGGAUCUGGUACCACUGCUAAAAAGCAUCCUCAUCACACCAGCACCAAUAGUGUCCCAGGACUUGGAACUGGAGUCAGACCAAGCAGAGACUCAAGACCCGGAUCUAGAAAAAGACGCUGGGGGACUAUCAUCGAAGCUGCUAAAGCUGGAAGAGUCUCCAGACUCAUUGGAAGAUCACGUUCGGAGGAUUCGGUAUAUUCUCCAGGUUCUGAUGAUGGAGGAUCUCGAUCAGAGGGUUCAUCAGAUUCCAAAUCUUCUUUGGACGUUCCAUCUCAGGAUUCUCAUCCCCAUCAUCCUCACCAUAUUCAGCAUUCGAAUCAACCAGAAAGCCAAAACGUGUUCGGCCAAGGCCUUGGCCCUGCCCUAGCAGCUUUGAAAAAAAAACGAAAAAAAUUUUCAGCUUCGAGAGCCUCAAACCCUUCAGUGGCAAGUACUGUUAAUCCCGUGGAAAAUGUUGUGCAACCAAUUGCUUCGGUCUUGGCAUCUAGAAUGUCAAAAUUGCAACUGCAGAGAGCAAGCAGUGUUCCUACUCGAAGUCCUGAGCUUGUUUUGCAGUCGGUUUCACCUCGAUGUCACGAAGUCACUCAGAGCCAGCAACCGAGUUUGGAUGCUGCAGAAUCCAUCAGUCCAAAUGACCAAGGUAUGUCAGUCAGCACGGUUCCAUUGACGCCAUCAACAACUGAAGAGAGUGUUGCCACUUCCGGUAUGCUAUCAACGGCACUCAAAAAGAAUGGUUCAGCAACACAACUGCAGAGGAUUUUGCCAGGCAUCGAUCCAAUCGCUGGUCACGACACAACAUCCGGUUGGCUUUGAUGACAGAACGCAGGCAUGAAACCAUCAGGACGCUCCAGUAGGUAAUCAGUAAUCAGUAAUCGGAUUGUCCGAUUGACUCUACGACCACGAAAAUGGUGAGAAAGUUAAGGGAUGGGGUAAAUCGAACCUCCUCAUCGGUAGACGCACAAUGAUGCCUUCGUGACAACGUGCUUCGAGGCUGCGCUGUCCAUGAAAUUACAAAAACUAUUCUCCGGUCUGGUGCAGUUCUAGUCAUUUUGCUCUCUUUUAUAUUGAUAAUUAUUAUUUAAACAUUCUUUACGAUCUAUUUAUAUUAUGAUGCCAAAAAAUAGUUUUUUUAUUUUGCAAACGCUACCUAAGUUUACUUACUUUAAGUGAAAAAAUACUGUUAUAAAUUUGCUGUUUCCGGCAAAAGCAAAAAAAGUGGCUUUUGAUGCCUCUUCUGGUUCCAUGAAGUGGCACCUUAUAGGCUAAGUUUUAUACUGCCUUAAAAAGACUUUUUAUGGCUAUUUUAAUUAUCAGAUUGAAUUGUGGGCUAAUAAAUUAGUACAAUUACAACAAAAAAAUAUUAGAAUUUUUUUUCAUCAGGGAAAAUUGAUUAGUACACAAAAAUCCCUUACUUCCUUUUCUAUAUUUUCCGAAACUUUCAGUUUGAUUUAUCAUUUCUUGUGGAAUUGGUAUGACCCACAAAAAGGUCAGUAAAGUAGGAAUUGGAUACGUGGCACAUGCCCUUAAUGUUUUCCAUAUAUGGGAGGCAGGUGAAUGAGUAUUUGUAGUUUUGUAACAGAGAUAAACUCGGCUUUGGCUCCUAUUUUGCUCGCCCACGACUUUACGCGCCUGGUACAUAAUGAAAUUUCAGAUUUUCGUAUUCGAAGACCGAUUGUGUCUUUGAAUAAAUUUUUGAUUUGAUAAAAUAUAGCGUGUAUUCCUUCAUAAAUAACAAAUACUUUUUGCAUAUAAAAGAAUUUUUUAGCCUAAAAUUUCUAUUUAGAAAAAAAAUUAAAACCAUAAGAAUAUUUACUUUUAGACCUAAACAGGUUCAGCAGAGUCUCUAAGCAGUUUUUUAAAAAUAAAAUAAAAUUUAUGGCACUAUUUUUUCAGUAAAAGCAAGAAAUUUAGGGGGUAGCGUUAACAAAAUCAAAAUUUAACUUUUUUUGGCACCCAAAUGUCCAUGAUGAUGGCCCAAAAAUGCAUUAGUUUGACUUUUAAUUAUCAUGCUUGACCCACCCAUUUUUUUUUAAUCAGCAAAAAAGUAAAUUUCUAUUUUUUUGU
This is a messenger RNA of Belonocnema kinseyi, 4830 nucleotides long. It is a transcript of the gene Trpgamma, whose product is annotated as transient receptor potential-gamma protein. NCBI's taxonomy places the organism in Eukaryota, Metazoa, Arthropoda, Insecta, Hymenoptera, Cynipidae. Gene Ontology annotation, biological process: regulation of cytosolic calcium ion concentration; calcium ion transmembrane transport; manganese ion transport. The coding region runs from base 4 to 3579 and encodes 1191 amino acids. The record is from RefSeq and is a predicted model, not a curated record. The transcript is spliced from 17 exons. Gene Ontology annotation, cellular component: membrane; cation channel complex. Gene Ontology annotation, molecular function: protein binding; store-operated calcium channel activity; inositol 1,4,5 trisphosphate binding.